AUGUCUAAACUCAAAGGAAAACCUGAGAAAGAACCCGCUAGCGCUAGCUUAACUUUGAAAGACAUCACGGCGCUACUCGAGGAGCAUAGAGAAGCCAUUUCGUCAGAUUUUAAGUCAUCUUUCCAGACCCUCGCUUCAAAACUGGACUGCGUAGAGGCUGCAGUUAAGGAUCAAGGCACACGUAUCACUUCACUGGAGGACAACGCGAACUCGGUUGAUAGCCGCCUUACACACAUUGAAAACAACUGGUGCGCGUUACAAAAAGAAAAUGAUUCCCUCAGAGAGAGAGUGGCGGUCCUCGAGAGUCACAGCAGACGUCAAAACAUUCGCGUGGUGGGCUUACCUGAAAAUUUGGAGGACGCACGCCCAACCGUUUUCUUCUCCCAGCUCCUGGUUGAUGUAUUUGGGCAGAACACUCUCUCCACGUCCCCGGAGAUUGACCGAGCCCAUCGGACCCUCGCUCCAAAGCCCGCUCCAGGAGCCAGACCCCGUCCUGUGAUCAUCCGCCUCCACCGCUUCCAAGUGAAAGACCUGAUCAUCCGUGAGGCCCGUAGAAGAGGACCCCUGCUCUACAAAGACCAUCCGAUUCGCAUCUACGAGGACUACAGCCCGGACGUGUUGAAGCUGCGCAGCGAGUACCGCACUGCCAUGGCCGAGCUGUAUAAGCGAGGAUACCGCCCGGCGUUGCUCUUUCCAGCCAAGCUGCGCAUCAUGAUGCCAAACGGGGAGAGGAAGUGGCUCACAUCAGCUCCAGCAGCGGAAAACCACGACUCCGUGAAGCUGAUCAAGUUCGCGGACGACACCACCCUCAUUGGACUCAUCUCCAACAACGAUGAGUCCGCCUACAGGAGGGAGGUGGACCGGCUGGUGUCCUGGUGCAGUGGUAACAACCUGGAGCUGAACGCCCAGAAGACAGUGGAGAUGAUUGUGGACUUCAGGAAGAGCACUGUCCCCCCGCCCCCACCCUCCGUGAUGGACUCCCCCAUCACCUCUGUGGAGUCCUUCCGUUUCCUGGGCACCACCAUCACCCAGGACCUCAAGUGGGAGCCGACCAUCAGCUCCCUCAUCAAGAAGGCCCAGCAGAGGAUGUACUUCCUGCGGCAGCUCAGGAAAGCCAAGCUGCCUGCACAGAUGUUGGUGCAGUUCUACACGGCCAUCAUCGAGUCCAUCCUCACCUCCUCCAUCACCGUGUGGUUCGCUGGAGCCACAGUCAGGGACAAACAGAGACUACAGCGCAUCGUGCGCUCUGCAGAGGAAGUGAUCGGCCGCAGCCUUCCAUCGCUGCAGGACCUGGGGAUGGGGUUUUUUUUGGGGGUUUUGGGUGUGAGGAUGGAUAUUUGGGUGUUGUGGUUGGGGGGGGGUUGGGUGUGUGGUUUUUGUGUUGGUGUUGUUGGGGGGGGUGUAUGUGUUUGGUUGUUUGGGGUGGUGUUUGUGUUGUGUUGGGAUUGUUGGGGGUGGGUGGUUGGGGGGGGGGUUGGGUGUGGGGGGGGGGGGGUUUUGGGGAGGGGGUGGGGGGGGUGGGGGGGUGUGUUGUGGGGAUUGGUGGGUUGUGUUUGGGGGGUGUGUGAUUGGUGUGGGGGGGGGGUUGUUUGGGGGGUGUUUGUUGUUUUGUUUUUUUUUUUGUGGGUUGUUUGUUUUUGUGUGUGUGGUGGUGGGGUGUUGGGUGAGAAAGGGGGUGGGGGGGUUGGUUGUUUUUUUUUGGAGUGUAGUGUGGGGUGGUGGGGGGGGUUUUGGUGGGGGGGUUGGGGGUUUUGGUUGGUGGUUGGGUGGGUUGGUUGUGUAUGUUGGUUUGGGGGGGUUGGGGUGUUUUGUGGGUGUGGGGUUAUGGGUUGUGGGUGGUGGGUUUGGUGUUGUUGUUGGGGGUUUUGGGGGGUGGGGGGUGGUGGGUUGGGGGGUGGUGGUGGUGGGGGGGGGGGGUGUUUUUUGUGGGGUUGGGGUGGUGGGGGGGGUUUGGGUGUGGGGGUGGUUGGUGUGUUUGUGGGGUGGGUGGGGUGGGGUUGGGGUUUUGGUUGUGGGUUGGGUUGUGGUGGGGGGGGUGGGUGGGGUGGUGUGGGUGGGGUGUGUUUUGUGGUGGGGGGUGGGGGGGGGUGGUGGGUGGGGGGGUGUGUGGGGGUGGUGGGGGGGUGGGGUGUUUUGUGUGUGUUGGGGGUUUGGUGGGUGGGGGGUUGGGUGGGGGUUGGUUUGGGGUGUGGGGUGGUUGGGGGGUUGUGGGGGUGGGGUGUGUGUGGGGGGGUGGGGGGGGUGGGGUGGUGGGUGGGUUGUGUGGGUGUGGGUUGGGUGUGGUGGUGGGGGGUUUGGUGUUGGGGGGUGGGGUUGGUGGUGGGUUGGGGUGAUGGGUGGGUUGUGGGUGGGUUGUUUUUGGGGGGGGUGUUGGGGUGGGGGGGGGGGUUGGGGUGGGGUUGGGGUGGUGUUGUGGUUGGGGGGUUGGGUGGGUUUGGGGGGGGGGUUGGGUUUUUGUGGGUGGGGUGGUGUGUGGGUUGGGGGGGGGGUGGGUGGGGGGGGGGGGGGGGGGGUGGGUUUGGUGGGGGUGUGGGGGGUGGGUGGGUUUGUGGGGGGGUGGUGGGGUGGGGAGGGUUGGUGGUUUGUUGUGAGGGGUUUUGUUUGUGGGGGGGGUGGGGUGGGGGGUGGGGGGUUUGGGGGUGUUGUGUGGGUGUGUUGGGUGGGGGUGGGGGGGUGGUGUGGGGGGGGGUUUGUUGGGUUUUUGGUGUGGGGGGGGUGGGGGGUUGGGGGGGGGGGGGGUUGGGGGGGGGGGGGGGGGGUGUGUGGUGUGGUGGGUGUGUGUUGGUUGGGGGGGUGGGUGGGGGGGGGGGGUUUGGGUUGGUUGGGGUGGUGGUGUGGGUGGUGUGGGGGGGGGGGGGGGGGGGGGGGUGUGGGGGGGGGGGUGGGGGGGGUGUGUGGGUUUUGGGGGGUGGGGGGUUGGGGGUGGGUGUGGGGUGGUUGGGUGGGGGGGGUUGUGGGGGGGGUGGGUGGGGUUGGGGUGGGGGGGGUGUGGGGGUGGUUUGGUGGUUGGGGUUUUGGGGGUGGGGUGGGGGGGGUGUGUGGUGGGGUGGGUGUGGGGGUUGGUUUUGUGUGGGUGGGGGGUGGGGGUGGGGGGGGUGGGGGGGUGGGGGUGGGGGGGGGGGGGGGGGGGGGGGGGGGUUGGUGGGUGGUUUUUGGGUGGGGUGGUGGUGGGGGGGGGGGGGGGUGGGUUGGGGGGUUGGGGGGGGGGUGUGGGGGGGGUGGGGGGGGGUGGUGUUGUUGUGUGUGUUUUGUGGUGGGGGGGGGGGGGGGGUGGGUUUGUGGGUUGUGUUGGUGUGGGGGUGGGGGUUUGGGGGGGGGGGGGGGUGGUGUGGUGGUGGGGUGGUGGGGGUGUGGGGGGUGUGGUGUGUGUUGGUGUGGGUGGGUGGGGGGGGGGGUGGGGUUUGUGUUUUUUUUUGUGUUUGUUUUGUGGUUGUUUGGGUGGGUGGGGGGGGGGUUUUGGUGGGGUGGGGGUUUUGGGGUUGUGGUAGGGGUUGGGGGGUUUGGUUGUUGGGUGGGGGGUUUUUGGGGUGGGGGGUGUGGGUGGGGGUUGUGGUUGGGGUUGUUUGGGUGUUUGGGGGUGGGGUGUGGUGUGUGUUUGGGGGUGGUGUGAUUUGGUGUGGGGUUGUGUGGGUGGUGGGGUUGUGUGUGUUUUGUUUGGUUUUUGGUUGUUUUGUGGGUGUUGGGUGUGGUUGGGUGGGUUUUGUUUUUGGGUGGUGUUGGGGGGGUGGGGGGGUGGGGUGUGGGGGGUUUUUUUUGUUUGUGGUGGGGGGUUUGGAUUUGGUGGUUUGGUGUGGUUGGUGGUGGGUUUUGUGUGGUUUUUUUGUGGGGUUUAUUUUUGGGGGGGGGUUGGGGGUUGGGGUUGGUGUGGUGUGGUGUGGUGUGGGGGGUGUGUUGUGUUGGUGGUGGGUUUGGUGGGGGUAUUGA
This is a messenger RNA of Knipowitschia caucasica, 3924 nucleotides long. NCBI's taxonomy places the organism in Eukaryota, Metazoa, Chordata, Actinopteri, Gobiiformes, Gobiidae. The record is from the annotation of a GenBank genome assembly.